AUGGCGUCAAAGCUAGCUCAGUUGCAAUCCAAGGCUUGUCAGGCCUCAAAGUUUGUGUCUACUCAUGGUGGUGCUUAUUACAAGCAGUUGUUAGAAAAGAACAAGCAUUAUAUCCAGGAGCCACCCACUGCUGAGAAAUGCGAUCUUUUGUCCAAGCAAUUGUUAUACACUCGCCUAGCCAGCAUUCCUGGGCGUUAUGAGGCAUUUUGGAAGGAGCUUGAUUAUGUCAAGCACCUUUGGAAACACAGGCAGGAGUUGAAGGUUGAGGAUGCUGGCAUUGCUGCCCUGUUUGGGCUGGAGUGUUUUGCGUGGUACUGUGCUGGUGAGAUUGUUGGUCGAGGGUUUACAUUCACUGGCUACUAUGUCUAA
Messenger RNA from Dovyalis caffra, 369 nucleotides. The record is from the annotation of a GenBank genome assembly. NCBI's taxonomy places the organism in Eukaryota, Viridiplantae, Streptophyta, Magnoliopsida, Malpighiales, Salicaceae.